AUAAGGACAGCCUUGGUAAUUUUUAAUCUUAUAUCAUUUUUUUCUUGUUAAAGAAACAUAGUUUUUUAAAUAUUUUGUUUCAAAAUGGCGCUUGGCCGGUGGCAGUGGCUGUUUUAGAUAUUUUGUAAGGUUAUAGAAUUAUAGACAAAAACGAUUUUCGUUAAUUGUUAUGGCAGAUAGAAACAUCGAUCAAAGAAUUCGCAAGCCCAGAAGAGCCAAAGGUACACCAUUCUUUUAUCAACGGAAUUAUUAUGCUAUAGGUGUUCUAGCUCUUGGAGGACUUUCCUGGUACCUAUAUGAACUGUGGCCUCAAGCACAAAAACUCAAACACAGUAUUCGAGAAGGGAAAUUUAAAUACCCAGCAGCAAUAGAGCAACAUAUUCUGUCAAUGAGACUUAGCCAUGGAGAUCCAGCUAUGCAGAGUGUGUUGAAAACAAUGUAUGAGAGGAAGCUUGAAAAGAAUACACUUGUACAGCAAGAUGAGCAAAAGCCAAAGGAGCAACCGUGGUACAGCAAAAUUCUCUCACCUUCAACUGAAAAAUAAUGGGGAAACAGGAAACAUAAAUGUUAGCCCAUGCCAAGGAAUCUCUAAGUAUUUCACAAGAGCAUCUUCAUCACAACAGAAGCCCCCAGAAUUCAAUUCACCAUUUCUCAAUAAGACCAAAGAAAUUGUUCCAAAUUUAAAAAGCGAUGAUGAUGAUGACUUUAAACCUGUCAAACCUAUAAAGAUUGCUAGGAUCUUUACAAACCCUAAAACAGGUUCAAAUGUAACCAGAAAAAAAUACACUAAAAAAGUGAAAACAAAGAAAGGAGACAAUUUGAUACAAAAAACAUUGAGCGACAAUUUCGGACAAGACGACGUGAAUCCAGAACAUCUUCAAAUUGCCUUGGCUCUUUCCAAAUCGGUCCAGGAUCAAGCCUGUUCUCAAGAAAACAGCAGAGAUGUUCCAAUAUAUCCGUCGACGCAAGUAAUUAAAGAAAAUGCAAGAGAUACGCUUGCACAAUUUGCUUUUAAAUCGAGUAAAAGUGAGGAUAUUAUUUGGCCCUUGAAAUCUUACACUGAGGUGAGUCGAAAGAAAAAGAAAUCUAAGUUCAGUUGCGUAACACCAAUAUUGUUACUUCGCACUAACGAAGAGCGAGAUGCUUUGAUUAGCUCUAAAGUUUCAUCGAUUUUAGCCAAUAAUAUCUUAAAUACGCCUCCAGAUGAUUGUCUUAAUGAGCCAUUAAAUGUUUACAGCAAUAUCUUGCAAAAAUAUCAUUGCAGGCAAUCAAAACUCUUUCAAAUGACCAACUUAAGUAAAUGUGAUAGAAACGACUUAUUUUAUGUUGAAAAGUUGAAUUUUGAACGUGAUAUAACAAAGUGUGGAGAUCGUUUAAAAAAAUGGGAAGAAAUACCAGGAAGAGCAUUGAGUCCACCCAGAAUAAUCAAAAAGCCUGUUCUAAGUAUUGAUACAACAAUUGUGGACAAUAUAAACAAAACAUUGUCAACGAUGCAAAGUAUGGUGGAUUACUGUAUUAAUGAUGUGCCUACAGAAACUAUUGCCGAUAUAAGUAUUUAUAUAAAUGAAGACAAUGCUACAUCAAUUCCUGAUUUCACGGCAAUUUCACCAAAAAAGAAUAUUGAAAUUGAAAGAAAAUCUAUUUCACCAAAAGUAAUUGGUAACGAUGAAAUAGAAAAAAACAAUGUGAAAGAGAGGAAGACUUUUAAUAGAAGUCCCUCGCCAGAUUUAUUUGAUUCGGAUGAAGCCAAUCAAUCACCUGUAAUUCAAAAAUUUAAGAGGAUUGUUCCAACUGACUUAGAUGUCUCCGAAGAAUUAAAAUCCGAUGACGAUGAUUGCGAUAUAUUGGAUAAUGGUGUCUGUUAUUUUGAAAGCUUUUGUGAAGACGAAGUACUGAUCUCACAGAAAUGCAUGGAUACGUUUACCACUGAUGACAAGAAAUCUCCAAUUAUUGAUGAUGGUGGUGGUAAAUUACAAAAUACUUCUAUUGUUACAUUUGAUUUGACUCAAGAAGAGACUAUUUUAUUAAAACAUAAUUCCAAUGAAUUGGAAGUUAAAACACGUCAAUCUUUGAGUAUAGAAAAUACGUCUUUAUUUCAAGAAGAAACUUUUUUAUUGGAAUCUAAUUCGAAUCAAGUAGACAAAAAACAGUAUCAAUAUUUACAAAAGCGGGACUUGUCUGAAGACAAAGAGGAAACAAUAGUAUUGGAUCAUUGUUACAUUCAAAACGAUUCUAUAGAUAAGUUAGAUUUAACAGAAGAGGUAUUAAAAAGCAAUACGAGUCUAUCAGAGACUAAAACCUUGAAAACUGAAGACUAUGACUUCACAGAAGAAAAAACCGUCUCUGUGUCAAGUUAUAAAGAAGAUAAAAGUAAUAUAUCUAAAAUUUGUGGAUUAGCAAAUCAAUUUAAAUUGGAAAGAAACAGUUCAAUGAAUGAAAUGAAUACGAUAAUUGUAGAUAAACAAAACGAGAGUAUAAAUAUGACACAAACUUUAAACAAUGAACAUGGAUUUAAAUACUUGGAAAGUAAAUAUGAAAUAAAUAAUUCUAUUAAGAAUUAUAAUUUUAUGGCUCUUGAAGAAGAUUUCUUAAAUUGCAAUUCUACAAUAGAUUCUGAAAAUGAGGAACACUGUAUUAAAUCUCAUGAUGAUAAUUUCUUAAAAACAAAUGAAAUCAAUGAUUUUGCUAAAAACUCGAAACAUUCUGAAUGCACAGAAAUUGAAGAUGAUUCUGAUAAAAUGAAGCAAACAGAUCACAUAAAUUCAAGUAAAGAUGAUUCUUUGAAUUUGACACAUUUAAUAAAUUAUUUGCGUCAUGAUAAAAAAGCAGACGUUAUUGAUUUAUGCCACGAUUCCAAUGACAGUGAUUCGCCCGAACAUCUUUCAAAUGAAAUUGCCACAUUUAAAAGUAAGCUCUAUGAGGCUCAAUCAAAAUCUACGUUCAAAAUUUCUGAAGAUGAGGAAGAGUUAUGCAAUGAGGUAGAGGAAGAAAAUGAAUUGUUGAAUAACCAAAAACUUGAUGUGAAAGAAAUGUCGACUGAAGAAUUAAUCAAAUCGGUGGAUGAUGCAAUAAAUAAAUUUAAGAGAAAAUCCAUUAAUGCUAAUGAUUCGAAUGAGAGUCAGGAAAGUUGCACAAUUAGCGACGAGGAGUUAAAUUAUUCGAGUUACUUUCAUACACCAAACAAGUUAAAAACGAAAUAUAAUCAAUUAGAGUUUGAUGAUGACAAUGACAUUAUAGAAAUUGAUGAUAGUGAUGACGAUGGGGUUGCAGAUGAUUUAUAUACGCGUGACACGCCCAUAAGUUAUAAUGACUUCGCAACGACCUCGAGUAGUAAAACCACGCCCACCAAAGAAAAUAUUUCGAAAGUAAAUGUAAAGGAUAUUGAUACAGAAUACUUGAUAUGCGAUGACAAUGCUGGUACAAAUUUGGAUAAUAAUAGUUUGUUAAAAAAAGUAAUUCAUCCGCGAGUUAGGGAUUUGAGCGCGAGGAAAUCAUAUGGCUUCAAUGAUACAUUUGGCAAUUUAUUAGAACAAUCCAAAUUUAUUAAGCAAAUAGAAAAUCGACUGGAUCCAGUAAACGAGAAGACGCCUGUUAAGGAAAAACCAAUAGAGGUGCAAACCACACCCGACAAUGGAAUGAUUAUUAAGACUACAGAUAUCACCCCUAUGCCCGAUUAUGAAUCGAUGGGAUCACCGGAAAUUAUCCAAGAAUUGAAUAAGUUUGGCGUGAAAAAACUUAAAAGGCAGCGUGGCAUUUCCAUGUUGAAGUAUUUAUAUGAAUCCACGCAUCCUUCAUCUUAUGUGCCCGAACGAGAUCCAAUCGAAGAACAGAGGAGUGCGAAACGAAGAAGAAAACUUAUUGUUGAGGAUGAAUUCAAAUCAAGAGAACCUAAAUCAGUUGAAAUUAUAGCGGAUGUUAAUGCUGGAGAGACUAGGGAGGACAUGAUUUUUGAAAAGAAGAUAUCAAAGAAGAUAGCUUCAUGCCAAGUCCCUAUGCACAUUGCUUUUCAUAAUUUGGUUACAAGUGAUCCAAAUUUACAAGAAAAUAUUUUAUUUUAUGAGCCUUUGCAGGUUGAAGUCUUAUAUGACAUGCUUAAAGAACAAGGGUACAAGUAUCAUUUGCAGGAUUUGAUAACAUUUCUAGAUAGAAAGUGCAUAACUUUUCGCUUGAAUCAGGCAAAUAAAUAAUAUUUUUUAUAAUAUACAUAAUAAAUAAUUUCUGUUAAGUAUUUUAAAAUAAUUGUAUAUAACA
Nicrophorus vespilloides is the source of this 4251-nucleotide messenger RNA. Its product is annotated as structure-specific endonuclease subunit SLX4. Gene Ontology annotation, biological process: meiotic DNA double-strand break processing; DNA replication; interstrand cross-link repair. Gene Ontology annotation, cellular component: nucleus; Slx1-Slx4 complex. The record is from RefSeq and is a predicted model, not a curated record. The transcript is spliced from 6 exons. The coding region runs from base 441 to 4187 and encodes 1248 amino acids. Gene Ontology annotation, molecular function: enzyme binding. NCBI's taxonomy places the organism in Eukaryota, Metazoa, Arthropoda, Insecta, Coleoptera, Silphidae.